UCUAACCUGACCAAACACAUGUUUUCAUCGAAAUUGUUGUAUUGCUUUCACUUGUCUUCAACUAUUUUCGAAAAUCAUGGAUUCAAGUGGUUUGGGGUUUGUUAUAGAUAGUGUGGGUAAUCAAUCGGUGGACAAGGAAACAAUUAAAGAUUCAGUGGUGAAUGAUGUGUUUCAACAAUUUAUGCAAGAAAAACAUGAGACUUGCAGAACAAAAGCGCCUGAAGUGGAACAGAAGCUAACAGCUUUUGAAAAGUUUUCUAAAAACAUGGACUUUUUAAUUGAAGAACCAACUAAUCUUAAAAAUACCAAGAAAAAAACAAAGGAUACUUACGAGAAGGUUAAAUUAAAUUUAGAGGAAUUAACUAAAAGUAAGUCAGAGUUGCAGCAAGUAUUAUCCAAUUCAAUAGUAUUGCAACCAGGUUUCAAUGAACUUAAGACAAUUCCAUCACAAGUUGUCAAUGAUAAAAAACUAAAACUUCAAAGAAAACUUGAGAGUGAAAAAACUAAAGGUAAAAAAUGGUUCAACAUGCCUGCAACUGAACUUACUGACGAAGUGAAGAAGGAUUUGCAAGUGUUGCAAAUGCGUUCUGUAUUGGAUCCAAAACAUUUCUACAAAAAGAAUGACCUGAAAGUUUUGCCAAAAUAUUUCCAGAUUGGAAAAGUUCAAGAUUCUCCACUUGAUUAUUACAAUAAUCGCCUUACUAAGAAGGAGAGAAAGAGAACAUUGGUUGAUGAAUUGAUGGCAGACGCCGAAUUCAAUAAAUAUAAUAAGAAAAAAUAUACUGAGGUACUUGUUGAGAAACAGAAGACUCAUUAUAAGGCUCACAGGAAUGCUAAACGACUCAAAAAGAAGAAGAAAUAGUAGGAAUUGCGGAUGUAAACUAUCUAUUUUAAUAAAUAUUAAGUAUAAUAAA
Molecule: messenger RNA, 914 nt
Organism: Dalotia coriaria
Lineage: Eukaryota; Metazoa; Arthropoda; Insecta; Coleoptera; Staphylinidae
Product: deoxynucleotidyltransferase terminal-interacting protein 2
Exons: 3
Coding region: 77-862 (261 amino acids)
Biological process (GO): RNA processing
Cellular component (GO): nucleolus
Molecular function (GO): RNA binding
Source: RefSeq, a predicted model, not a curated record